This is a messenger RNA of Alosa sapidissima (American shad), 1853 nucleotides long. RefSeq names its product MAPK regulated corepressor interacting protein 1 (gene mcrip1). NCBI's taxonomy places the organism in Eukaryota, Metazoa, Chordata, Actinopteri, Clupeiformes, Clupeidae. The record is from RefSeq and is a predicted model, not a curated record. Bases 89 to 622 code for a protein of 177 amino acids. The transcript has 5 exons.
CUUUAGCUUACACCUUGUCAGACUAACAUGUAUCCUACUUGUAUCACGAUCUUGGAACUUGAUCGAGUUUAAAAUGUUAUGAGUGAAAAUGUGUAAGACUCGGCGGGCGAGUUUUCGGCAUUACAAUUCCUCGUCUCAUAGCAUUAACGCUGCUGGACAUUGCUAUGUGCAGUGGGCUAACGGUAGUUGCACUGUCAGCAACGACGAGAUAUGUCAGUCCCCCACAGUUAUUGGAUUAUGGAAACAAGUGCAGAGAAGGAGCAAGAGUUGGUUCCACCCAGAAAACGUCAGUAGAAGAGUAGAGGGCCAGAGACAUCCUGAAAACAGAAUGACAAGCUCAUCUACUCCCCGCAUGGUGAACACGUACAAGCGGACGUCCAGCCCGCGGUCCCCCACCAACAGCGGCGAGCUCUACACACCGGCACACGAGGAGAACGUCCGCUUCAUCCACGACACCUGGAUGUGUGUCCUGAAAGAGAUCAAAUCGCCGCAGAAUGAGCGCAACGAACGCGGGCCGCAGGAGUAUGUGGAGAAGAACCCAAACCCCAACCUGAACUCGUUCACACCAGUUGAUCUGAGUGAUCUCAAGAAACGCAACACACAGGACGCAAAGAAGUCUUAGUGGUCCUGACGCUGUCCUUCUGCGAAGAGCAGCUUUAAGGCUUUUUUAUUUCCUUCCGCUCUCGCUCUCGCUCUCCUCCUCUUCCUCCUCCUCCUCCCUCCUGGGAAGCUUCAUCCUCCUGUAGUCGUCUGUCGGCCAAUCAGGUGUUGGCACUGGGCCGAGAUUCAGCCAGAACCACCCAUCACCCCCCCUCCUCCUCCAUUAUCAUCAUCAUCAUCAUCAUCAUCAUUGUCCCCGUCAUCUGGCGAAGGUCUGGCUGCUCAGGACGACUACUGUUUUUCAACUACUCUACCCUGCUCCUACAGCCCCUGACACACACACACACACACACACACACACACACACACACACACACAAAGACACAAAGACACAAAUACACACAUGCAUAUAGACACAUUUACAAAUACAUUCACAUAUGAAAAGAUUCCCUUAGGUAUAUAUACAUUCUCCUAUAUAACAUACAGAUGCGUACAUAUACACACGUAAACACACAUACAUACAUACACACACACACACCCACCCUUUCCGCUGUUGUGUGUAUAUGUCCAGACACACGCCUCCCGUGUUGGGUGUGUGUGGAGCGGGAGCGAGAGAGGAAUCUGGAACUCUGCCUGCUGGGACUUAACGCUGUUUCCUCCGAGUCUUUUUUUAUUUUCUUCCGGAUACUUCCAUUUGCCAUUCUUCAGGCUUUUUUUUUUUUUUGGUUGCUGCUGGUUGUUUUUUUUUUUUUGUUUAUUUUUUUUUUUGUGCUUUUUUUUUCCCUUCUCUGCUUGAUUUCUUUCUUUUUUGAUAUUGGACUGAUGCUGACUUGUAGAGAAACAGUGCAGACAUUCAGCCGGAAGAAGGUCCUCAAGAGCAGACUUUUGCAUCACAUGAAAAAAAAACCCUGCAGUCUUGAACCACAAACUGUUUCAUUUUUGAUUGACACACGUUACCGUGGGGACUGUGCCGAAGGGCGGACCUAUUUCUCUUUAUUAUUGUUGUAUUUUUUUUUUUUCAAGGAAGGUAGUUUGAUAGAUCAAGGAUAAAAAAAAAAAUAUAUAGGAAUUUCAGAUAGUUACAGGCAAGUUUGGAAAGCCAAAUAUUUUUAGUAAAGGUACCUACAUUUUUAAUUAUAUUUGAAACCUUUAAAGACUUUCGUUUAAGAAAAAAAAAAGAAAAACACCCUCCCCCUCCCAUAACCCAACCCCAACGUUGAAACAGAAUUUGAAAUAAAGUGACUUUUAAGGUA